UGGUCAUUAUAGCGGACAACACGUGACCAACACAUGGAUCAGUCAAGUGGUGAUCAAUUCAAACACAAAAGGGCAAUGAUGUCGACGAAUGACAUGAAUGGCACUCAUGAGGAAUAUCCGAAAGACUCGUUGGACAGAUUCGGUGAUGACUUGUGUGGACUCGUGUUGUCUUAUCUGUCACUGAAAGACAGCUUCAGAUAUGAAUGUCUGUCCAAACAGUGGCGGAGAAGUAUUCAUCGGAAGAGACAUAAUCUUGUGAUGAACUCAUGUUUGCCAAAGACUGAUCACUACAUUGAUGUCGAGCGCAUGGAUUCGCAGAUAUUUUCAUCAGUGGUUAAGAAGUUACCAAACAUUACACGCAUUGAGAUAACAGUGAAAUCGGAAGCAACGGAACGGGUGUUUGAAGUACUCAUGAAGUCAUACAAACACUUGAAGACAAUUAAAGUCUGGUUUUGUGGGAGAAAUGACACCCAAAUAGCGAACCGACUGUUUGAGACAUACGGCUCACGAAUGACUCAAAUACUGGUGCCAUCGACACCCGUAUUAAAAGUGUUUAAGCGGUACACCAAUUACACUAAAUUGACACAACUGUCCUCAUAUGGAGGCGCGCUCUUGGAGUUGAGGGAUAUAUUCAAUGAUAACAACGAGUUGUUGUUUAAGGGUUUGACUGCAUUUCAAUGCAAUUAUACCCCAAAUGACAACAAUUUGAAACUCUUGUCGACAUUUGUGUCACACUAUAAGAACAGCUUAAAGACAUUGGAUAUAAGCAUUUAUAACCUGUUGAGCGAUCAUUAUAUCCAAUCAUUGAAAGUGUUGUCUGAAUUGAAAGCAUUGCGUGGAUUGACAUUCCGUACAAACCUUUUUAAGACCAAUCACUAUCUAAUCGACUAUCACUGCCAAGAGUUUGUCAAUCAAUGGCCACAACUCAAGAGAUAUCAAUUGAUUAUAACUAUCCAAUCGGUACCUCAGUUGAGACUAUUGUUAGAGUCGUUUAAUCGUAAGAAAGGCUUAAGACAUUUGAGCCUAUUAUUGAGACUCGAAUACUGGAUCAUCUCAUCUGAAAAGUGUUGGGAUUUGUCGCUCAACUCAUUGUCCGGAUUGAAACGAUUACAGCAUUUGGACAUUGAUUUCGAUAGUGUAGUCGUAAACCCGGGGUUUUUCUAUGCUAUCGACACAUAUUUGCCACGACUUAUGACAUUGAGAUUUGUCUCCAUGACUGAGAUGAGCGCCGGUAUCAAGGAAUCGGUGGAACGGCUGCCAAAAUUGGCAAAGAUGUCAUCCAAUGGUCAGAGCAUUAGUGGAGAAAAAUACGCGAAGGACUCGAUCGACAGAUAUGGCGAUGACUUGUGUGGACUCGUGUUGUCUUAUCUGUCCUUCAAAGAGAACUUCCAAUAUGAAUGUCUGUCCAAACAAUGGCGAAAAAGUAUUCAUCGGAAACAACACAUACUUGUGGUGAACACAUUUCCAUCCGGUCACUCGAAGCACCACUACCUCGAAGUGGAUCGCAUGGUGGGUCCCAAGGAAGAAGACCGCAUGGAUCUCCCGGCAGUGAAGUCAGUGGUCAAGAAGUUACCAAACAUUACAUCCCUUGAGAUAACAGUGAUAUUGGAAACAACGGAACGGGUGUUUGAAGUACUUAUGAAGUCAUACAAACACUUGAAGACAAUUCACCGGACAUACGGCUCACGAAUGACGCAAAUAGACAUUCCGAGGUAUUUGGUGCCUGUGUUGACACGAUAUAUCAAUUCAUACGCCAAACUCACACAACUGUCUUAUUGCGGUCGCAUUCACUUAAAGUUAAAUGAUUUAUUCAAUGGUAACCACAAGUUGGUGGUCAAGGGUUUGACUGGAUUUGAGUGCAGUUAUUAUGACUCUGAAGACACUUUGGAUUGCUUUGUUGUCGACUAUCACUGCAACGAGUUUUUCUAUCAAUGGCCACAACUCCAGAGAUAUGAAUUGGAGAUCACGUACACAACGGUUCCUGCGUUGAGACGAGUGUUUGAGUCCGUGAAUGGUAUGAAAGGAUUACGACGACUGCGACUAAUAUUCAGACUUGUGUUCAGGACCAGUAGAAUACAUUUGGACAUUGAUUUCGACGACUUACUCAUAAGCGAGAGCUUCUUCGAGUAUAUCCACAUAUAUUUGCCACGACUUAAGACAUUGAGAUUCAGAGCUCAACUCGAGAUGAGCGCCGGUGUUAAGGAAUCGCUGGAAAGGCUCCCAAAACUAGAAUUGUUUGAAUUUUCUAAUGAUAAACAUAAGCCAUACCAGAUAAUAGUCAUUCCACACACAUAUUGA
Oppiella nova is the source of this 2298-nucleotide messenger RNA. The record is from the annotation of a GenBank genome assembly. NCBI's taxonomy places the organism in Eukaryota, Metazoa, Arthropoda, Arachnida, Sarcoptiformes, Oppiidae.